GUAUAAAGAUGAUGUUGACAGUCCUACUGAGGAGAAUGGGAAACAGAAAGUCCUAUACAGCCUGGAGUUCACAUUUGACGCCGAUGCCCGUGUUGCCAUCACAAUCUACUGCCAGGCUACGGAAGAGUUUGUUGGUGGCAUGGCAGUAUACAGCACAAAGAAUCCCUCUCUGCAGUCGGAGACGGUUCAUUACAAGAGAGGGGUAAGCCAGCAAUUCUCCCUGCCUUCCUUCAAGAUUGAUUUCUCAGACUGGAAGGAUGAUGAGCUGAACUUUGACUUGGAUCGUGGCGUAUUCCCUGUGGUCAUCCGAGCGGUGGUGGAUGAAGGGGAUGUGGUGGUUGAGGUGACAGGUCAUGCCCAUGUUCUUUUGGCUGCAUUUGAAAAGCACGUUGAUGGCAGUUUUUCCGUGAAGCCGUUGAAACAGAAGCAGAUCGUUGACCGGGUGAGCUAUCUGCUUCAGGAGAUCUAUGGCAUCGAGAACAAAAACAACCAAGAAACCAAGCCUUCAGAUGACGAGAACAGCGACAACAGCAACGAGUGUGUGGUUUGCCUGUCUGACCUCCGCGACACCCUCAUUCUGCCCUGCAGACACCUCUGUCUGUGCAAUUCCUGCGCUGACACCCUGCGCUACCAGGCCAACAACUGCCCCAUCUGCAGGCUGCCCUUCCGUGCCCUCCUGCAGAUCCGGGCUGUGAGGAAGAAGCCAGGGGCUCUGUCACCGGUGUCGUUCAGCCCAGUCUUGGCACAGAGCGUUGACCAUGACGAGCACUCUUGUCCCUUUAAACCCUUUAAAGUGAGCACUGUCUCCCUGCCCAGCAGGAAACCUAGAAGGGAAACAAGCUCUGACAACAUCCCUCCGGGCUACGAGCCCAUUUCCUUGCUGGAAGCGCUGAAUGGCCUUCGCUCUGUUUCCCCCUCCAUCCCGUCAGCUCCUCUGUAUGACGAAAUCAACUACUCUGGUGUGGUGGAUGGGAUGCCGCCUGCGAGCCGACCGCUUGUUGGGAUGGACAGAGCUGUGGAGAGCAGCCACCAGAAGGGCAAGCGGAGCAAGUCUCCAGAUAGCACACUACGGUCUCCCUCGUCGCCGAUCCAUGAGGAGGAUGAAGAGAAGCUCUCCGAGGACUCUGACUCGCAGCCAGCACUGAGUGGGGGUGAGCUGGUCCUGAGAGAGACCAGCUCUCCAGAAAGCGUGGCAGGGGAGGAGAUCGAGGAAGCCUCGUCCCUGCAGCAGGGUAGCCGCCCGCCCUCCGUCGAAGACGUCCUGCAGGACAGCAGCUGCGGCGAGCACAGGAGCCUGCCGCAGUCGGACAGUGACCCUCCGGUAGACGUCUACCUGCCAGCACUGGGUCCCGAUUCCUGCUCUAUUGGUAUAGAGGAGUAA
Molecule: messenger RNA, 1381 nt
Organism: Cariama cristata (Red-legged seriema)
Lineage: Eukaryota; Metazoa; Chordata; Aves; Cariamiformes; Cariamidae
Gene: MGRN1
Product: mahogunin ring finger 1, E3 ubiquitin protein ligase
Exons: 14
Biological process (GO): negative regulation of G protein-coupled receptor signaling pathway; protein ubiquitination; endosome to lysosome transport
Cellular component (GO): cytoplasm; early endosome; plasma membrane
Molecular function (GO): ubiquitin protein ligase activity
Source: RefSeq, a predicted model, not a curated record